AUGGAUCAAACUCAACCGAUACCAGCAUAUGAUGUACAACCAGUAGAGGGAGUGGUUGUGGAACAUCAUCGACACCAUAGUUCUCAUCAUCACCAUCACCACGAAAGCGAGACUGAAAAUAUUCAGCCUCAACAACAAUCCACAUCCAUUAAUCCUCAAAUAGCAGCCGGACCUUAUGGACAACACUAUCAACCACAACCAACAUUACAAGUCGCACCGCAACAGCAAUAUUCACAACAACAACAGCCGCAACACCAAUAUUCACAACAACAGUAUUCACAACAACAACAUUUACAGCAGCAGCAACAUUUACAGCCAUCGACAGGACAAAAUCCAUACCAAGGUGUUCAACCGACGAGUUCAUUUCAUUCUGUUUCAAGUAUCGAUUCCUCUGCUGAAAUGUCAAAAUAUUUUCCAGAUGCACAGACGCCAAGUCGAUCGCCGUUUAGACAUCAUCAAGCAGGAGAAGGUGGAACUCUAUCAUCUCAUCAAACACAAGCUUCAACGACAGGAACAAGUUACGCGCCGAACAGUGCUGUUGGACCUUAUGUGAAUGUACAACAACUACAACAACAACAACAAUACCAACAGCAACCACCACGACCCGUUUACACGCAAGGUGUGCCAAUAAGACAACCGGUUAGACCUGUAUUACCGUCUACAUAUCCUCAACAACAAUUUUCAAGAAUGCCUGCGCCUCAAAGACCUAUUCGUCCUCCAAGGCCACAGGGUAUUCCAAGUUUUCCGGCACAAAUCGAAGCUAUACAAGUACCACAAGCACUUGUCAACGAUGUGCUAGUUAAUUUACAAACAAAAGUUAUCAAUGAAUCUAUGCAAAGUCUUCAUGGUGAUGAUCAGACAUCCGGUAAUAUCCACUUAGAACCACUACCACCAAUAUACAUAUCGGCUCCUCAGCCAACGGUUAUACAUGGAUCCGAUCUGCGACGCUUACGUGCUGAAUUAGGCAAUAGAGCCAAGCGACCAGAUUGUCAUCCGCCACCGAGAUACAGAUGUCAAAACAGUCAAAUAAAUAAUGAUCUAGACCCUUCUCAACAACAUACAGCGGAAGAAACACUCGAUCAAUUACUACCACAGACGAGCUCAGAUGUCUGUGAUAAUAUCGGAUUACCGACUGACCAAACUCAAUACCAACAUUAUUCAACAAUUCCUCAACAAGACAUUCUCUAUCAAAAAUGUGCGAAUGAACAACCACUUUCUACAGAUGAGAAUAUAAAUCAUUCCAAAUUAUUUUUUGAACAACCCGACUCUAGUGAACGAAUAUUACCAGAAGGAACUAAUCAAAUUCCUCCUUCUGUUGUCAACGAAAAUAUUCGUUCGAGUCAAUCGUUCCCGUUUAAUGAACAAUUCAGUUCAUUAUUGCAAGAACAGCAAAGUAAACAAUCACCACUACUAUUUGAUAGUGAUCCAUACAUAUCAUCUUAUAUGGGUCAUUCAUCAUUAGUUCCUCAACAAGAAAACCCUCAACCAUUACGCUUCAAUGAACACAUGCAACGGUCAUUUGAUAUGAAUGAAUGUAUAAAACGUUGCUUAGAAUCGCAACAACGAAGAAAAAAUGCUCCAAUAGAACAAACUAAUUUUGGUAUAGAUCAUCGUAACUAUUAUUCACAUCAAAUACCAAAUGAAAACACGCAACAAUUUGAUAUGACUGAGUACAUAAAUCGUUUUGAAUCAGAUAACUCAACGCAAAUACCAAUAUCAACUCAAAUUCAACAGUCGAAUCAAAUACUAACUACCGCGAUGCCCUUUUCCCAACAAACUACAAAUCAAAAUGUACAAGAAUCCGACACUAUCAACUACUCGAGUCAUUUACACUCUAACCAGCAGAGCAUCAUCAUGCCAACUGAAUCUGAGAAGUCAGUGACACAUUUCGAACAAAUAUCAACACCUAGCUCGUUUCCUUCUCAUCAAGUAAUUCAUCACGCAAACGACCAACAAUUCGAUGUGAACGACUAUUUGAGACGUUAUGCAUCGGGAGGAGCGACGCGAUUAACCGAAUCAACUGAAACUCUCAGAUUUCCAUCAGAUGCAACUAGUGUAAGAACAAAUGUUCCGUACCCUCAUCAAUUUCCUGUCGAAAGCGAACAACAGUUUGAUGUGAAUGACUAUUUGAGACGUUAUGAGUCGGAAGACGCGACGCGAUUAACCGAAUCAACUGAAACUCUCAGAUUUCCAUCAGAUACAGCUUGUGUGAGAACAAAUGUUCCGUACCCUCAUCAAUUUCCUGUCGAAAGCGAACAACAGUUUGAUGUGAAUGACUAUUUGAGACGUUAUGAGUCGGGAGAAGCGACACGGAUAGUCGAAUCAACUGAAACUCUCAAAUUUCCAUCAGAUACAGCUGGUGUGACAACAAAUGUUCCGUACCCUCAUCAAUUUCCUGUCCAAAGUGAACAACAGUUCGAUGUAAAUGACUAUUUGAGACAUUAUGAGUCGGAAGAAGCGACGCGAUUAACCGAAUCAACUGAAACUCCCAGAUUUCCAUCAGAUACAGCUGGUGUGACAACAAAUGUUCCGUACCCUCAUCAAUUUCCUGUCCAAAGUGAACAACAGUUCGAUGUAAAUGACUAUUUGAGACAUUAUGAGUCGGAAGAAGCGACGCGAUUAACCGAAUCAACUGAAACUCUCAAAUUUCCAUCAGAUACAGCUGGUGUGACAACAAAUGUUCCGUACCCUCAUCAAUUUUCGGACGAAAGCGAACAACAAUUCGAUGACUAUUUCAGACGUUAUGAAUCGAGAGAAGCGAAGCGAUUAGCCGGAUCAGCUGAAACUCCAAGAUUUCCAUCAGAUGCAGCUGGUGUGACAACAAAUGUUCCGUACCCUCAUCAAUUUCCUGUCCAAAGCGAACAACAAUUCGAUGUGAAUGACUAUUUGAGACGUUAUGAGUCGGGAGAAGCGACGCGAUUAACCGAAUCAACUGAAACUCCCAGAUUUCCAUCAGAUACAGCUGGUGUGACAACAAAUGUUUCAUAUCCUCAUCAAUUUCCUGUAUUUAACGAAAAACCAGGCACAGUUCACCCAACCCGUUGGGAAGAACUACCAUCGUUUCCUGAAGAUCAUACAGCAACAGAUAUUUUGCAGCGUUAUCCGCAAAUACUGCCACACCAGUUUGAUGCUAAUGAUUAUAUAAGUCGUUUUGUGACUGAAGAAGAACAGAUCAAGCCUUUCAUAGUACCUGUAAAUACUGAGCAAUCAAUAUCAGAUGCAGAUCAAAUACCUACACACAUCGUGGAUUCAUCCGUGGUUUCCCAUAACGUAGAUAAAAAUAUACAGUAUUUCGAUGUGUCAGAAUAUAAUACCGAUUCAUAUUUAGACAAAUCUGUAACUGAUCAAAUAACCUCACAGUCUAUAAACAAUUUGAAUUAUGAUCAACUGCCAGAACCAUCUGAAGCACGUGCUUUUUCAAACUUGGAUAAGUUCAAUAUUGAAGAUUACGUUAAAGGUUUCGAAUUUGAACAGGCUACAACGUCGAUACCUAAAGAUUCUGAACGUGAAUUCAAAGACCACGUAGGUCAACCACCAGACGGACGAAUCAACUUGAAUGCAUCAAAGUUUAGUAUUAACGGCUACACGGAUCAGUUCAAAAGCCAACCACCUCAGUUUGAAACUGAUCUCUAUCAGCCAUCAACAAUUAUGUUUCAUGAAAACAUUCAACAAGUACCACCAUUAAAUGACUUGAAUGAAUCUAUUCAACCAAGCUUUGAACAACAACAAAGAAUUCAAUUUCCACCGCGAUCAAUAUCAAUAGCGCGCGAUUAUAGUAUGCAUCAACUGCCGACGAACACAUCUCAACUGAUCACAGAUCCACAUUUUUCAACAACCACAAAUUAUUCACAGUCACAAUCAAAUAUUGAAGAUUAUGUGAACCAUUAUUUGACAAAAACUAAUACAAAUGAUUUUUAUGCUUCACAGCCAUCUUCUAACACUUACAUCCAACCUCAACAAUCCUUUAUAUCCGACGGAAGAAACGAAUUUCUUCAAGACAACGUAAACAUAAAAACACUAGAUGAUGCUAUCCCUUUUCUAUAUCCACCACCAAUUCAUGAUUAUGACAAAACUAGUAUUCAAAACAAUUGCACCACUUAUUACCCUCAACAAGAAGAAUUUCGUCGCGUUCAACCUUUUUAUGAAAACCGAAGAUUAAUAGAUCCGAGUUCCAUAGAAAACAAUUAUAAUUUGCAAUUACCAAUUACAUCACAGCCAAGCCAGGUUCAACCAUCAACAUUCUAUCCUCAUUUCUCGCAGACAAGCACCAGGUUAUAUGACAAACAGAAAGAUUUUCCACCACCACCCACAGACAUAACGCUGCCACAAGAUGAACAAAUGAAAGAUCGACACUUGUCAUCACAAAUGAAAAUAAUACCAAUAUCUGCAGAAUCUUGUAGUACCGAACCUGUUUCUAUACCAGUGCAGUUUAUUCAUCCAACAAAAAGAAGUCGAUCUUUACAGUCGCGAUAUCCCACUCAAAACUUUGAAUAUGACUUGAAUCAAACAAGUGUAGGACAAGCAAAUCAAUCAUCCACUGUUAGUUCCAAUCAAGAACAGAGGUUACCUCACUCAUCGUCCAUCCUAUCACAAGUGAAAAAUGAUUUAAGGUUACAUGACUAUUCAAAACCGUUUGAUAUCAAUAACUGUAUAAAACAAUGCUUUGAAAGUCAACGUAGACAAAAUGAUUAUCCUCAAAUGCCUUGUACUAAUUAUCAAAAAAAUUUUGCUCAUCCAUCUGUGCAUCGCGAUACAUAUCAACAAGACCCUAGAAAUAGCACUAGAAUCUCAUCAUUCAAUAUUCCUCCUCCUCAUCAUCAUUAUCAACAACAACAACAACAACAGCAGCAAGGUAUUUAUUGCAAACCACAAAUAAUCGAUCAUCCAGAACAAAAACAUUGGCAACAACAAAAGCCACAACAAAAUAGUUUUAGACCUGAUUCAUUCGGGACGAUGAUAUUAGAUAAAGAACAUCAUCGUCACCGUCAAAUAAGUCAACCGAUGCAUAAUUCAAGUAUACAAGACAAUGAUUUCACCUUGACGAAACAAAGUAAUACGUGCAAACCACAAUCAAGACAUCAACAACUCCCAACGUCAUCCCAAUCAGCGUCAUUUGCAUAUACACCGUCGUCAGAAAUACAAAAGAAAAAUUUGAUUUCUUUUCCAUUAUCGCAUUAUCGUCAAACUAACUUGGAACAUCCUUGUCAGCAACGACAUCGUACGUAUUCUCAGCCAAUACUACCAUUAAUUGGUAAUCAACAACCUCGUCGACAAAAUUUUCAAAGACCAUUAGGAAAGAAAAAAAUAAUGUCUAGAGCGUUUUCUGUACCACCUCAAUUACACAGUCGAGGACUACCAUAUCAUCAAAUACAACAUCCAUUUCGUCCGUUAGGCGAUGGGCGUUCAUAUGAAACAUAUGUUAAUUCAACAUCGAAUGAUGCAAGACUUGACCCACAAACGGGUUUGUGCACAGUGCCGUGUCCAGAAACGGUCAAAUAUGCACAUUUACCACCACAUUUAAGACCGGAAUUUGUCUGUUUCACACUACCACCGGCACACCUUUUACCACCUCUACCUCCUCCACCUCCUCCACUUCCUCCACCUCCUCCACCACCGCAGAGAGUAAAAAUUAUUCGACAAGUCGAACCAUGUUGUUGCACUUGCCGUUGUGUGCCAGGACGAACUUUAGUGAAAAAAGUUGUUUAUAAACAAAUUCAACAAGAACAACAACAAGAAUGUGAUUCACAAUAUAACUCUGCAGAUCUUAUGAACAGAUUACAAUCUCGUAUAAGAAUAAGAUAUGGUGAUGGUACAAUAGGCAGUGAUGAAGCAUUCCGUUUAGCUAAUUACAACGAGCCAACACGUAUACUCGAUUUUCCUGUUUAUUCAUCCGGUCCUGAACAACAAAAUUUAACACCACUUACUGCUUAUUAG
This is a messenger RNA of Didymodactylos carnosus, 5934 nucleotides long. NCBI's taxonomy places the organism in Eukaryota, Metazoa, Rotifera, Eurotatoria, Philodinida, Philodinidae. The record is from the annotation of a GenBank genome assembly.